AUGACGCCAUAUCGUGGUGAAAGAUAUCAUCUUCCAGAGUGGUUGGGGUCUAACCAGUUGCCCGACAAUGCUCGUGAGUUGUUUAACAGAAGACAUGCCACUGUCCGUAACGUUAUCGAACGCAGCUUCGGUUUGCUAAAAGGGAAGUUUCCCAUCAUAAAGGGGUUGAUGCCAAAUUACAAAGUUCACUCGCAAACCGACAUUGUAAUAGCUUGUUGUGUUCUACACAAUUUUAUUCGGAUGCAUGAACCGCUAGAAAACAUGUCCCCUGAAUUCAUAAACGCAGAGUACGUACGGCGACAUGAUCCUCGGGAUCGUACUUUUCCUUUCAUGUCCAAUGAUGGGAACGUGAACCCCAGCGUUGGUGAGCAUUGUGUGUUGCGUGACACGAUAGCCCAAGCCAUGUGGGCGAACCGAAGAUAG
Molecule: messenger RNA, 423 nt
Organism: Striga hermonthica
Lineage: Eukaryota; Viridiplantae; Streptophyta; Magnoliopsida; Lamiales; Orobanchaceae
Source: the annotation of a GenBank genome assembly